AUGUGGUACAGCGUAGCCCUCGCUGCUGUGGCACUCUUCCACAUCUCUGCUGCACGAGCAUCCAGCUCAACCCCACCAUCCUCCAUCGCCGCGCAAUACUCUCUCUCAAGCAGCACAUCCCUGCCCUUCCCCACCGCGACCCAGCCCGCCCCCGGCGCAGACAGCUUCAUCACCUCCCAAUGGUCCCUCUCGCCCAACCACCUGCAGAACGGGCAGGGUAACAUCGCGUUCGUCGACGACCCCUUCCCGAGCGCCCCCGCCCCCGUCUCCGGCUCUGGCUCCACCUCUAGUUCGGGCGCGCCGAACGCGAGCGGGCCCGUGCUGCAGGUGACGUACCCGGCAGGGAGCUACUCGCACGACACGGGCGGCGCGCAGUGGUAUGCUACGUGGGGCACCGGCACCGGCAUCGGCAGCAGCAGCAGCGGCGGCGGUGGGUUCAACAGCAUGCUGCUCACGUACGACGUCGCGUUCGACUCCAACUUCACCUGGGCCAUGGGCGGCAAGCUCCCGGGUCUCCGGGGCGGGCCGGACGUGUUCGACUGCUCGGGAGGGUCGCAGCCCAACGGCUCGGACUGCUUCAGCACGAGGCUCAUGUGGAGACCUGGAGGUGCUGGUGAAGUUUAUGGCUAUGUGCUGUCUCCGGAAAAGCUUUGCUCGAAAGAAGACAUCGUGUGCAACUCCGAUUUUGGGGUAAGCAUCGACAGGGGAUCGUAUACCUUCCAGACGGGCCGAUGGGCACGAAUCUCGAUGCUUGUCCAGCUCAACAGCCCUCCGAGCAAGUCGAAUGGAAACCUGAUGCUCUACUACAAUGAUGUCCUCGCUAUUUCGCAGCAAGGUUUGCAGUUCCGGAACAGCUCAGACGUCAAUAUCGGCGGGCUAUUUUUCUCGACGUUUUUCGGAGGCAACAAUGCGAGUUGGGCAACCCCAAUAACGACACAUACGUACUUUCGAAACUUCCAGAUGUGGGGAAGCUCGACGGCCUCAAGCCUUCCUUCGGGCGCGUCAAGUACACAUUCAUCUGCGUCAGGGUAUACAUUUAUUGAGUGGACUAUUUGUGUCAUCUUUCUGGGACUUGUCGCACUGUUGUAA
Molecule: messenger RNA, 1089 nt
Organism: Coniophora puteana RWD-64-598 SS2
Lineage: Eukaryota; Fungi; Basidiomycota; Agaricomycetes; Boletales; Coniophoraceae
Product: polysaccharide lyase family 14 protein
Exons: 5
Coding region: 1-1089 (362 amino acids)
Source: RefSeq, a predicted model, not a curated record